AUGCUCAGCGCUGAGAAGGUUCCAGAGGGCUUCGUCCAAGCUCACGACACACCCCUGGGUCGCCUUGCAUACGUUAUCAAUGACUUGCAGGCCAACAUAUCUUCGUCAGACUCUUCGCUCUCUCCCGCGGCGCGCUCCUUGAUCGACGAAGCUACUCGCAUCGUCAAUGGCUUGGACCCAUACCUAACGUGCAUGACUUCACCGCACCCGCCCAUCCUAGACAAGAUGAUUAAAGCUGGCAAUGAGACUGACUGGAAGCAGUUGCAUAAACAGGGAAAGACAAUAUACGAAUUAAUACCCGAGAUGACGGCCGGAUCGUAUGAGGCCGUGGUGCUCCAGCAGCUGGCAAAGACCGCAAAGGCGAGUGCCGUUGUUUCCCAACGUUGCUACACUCAUACGGACUUGCUCCGAAAGGCAAAAAACAUCCUGGAGAUAGGCAUGUUCACCGGGACGACCACCGUCGCCUUGGCUCUGUUACCCUCGGUCACCAAAGUUGUUACGCUCGAACUAGAGGGCUUCCUGGCAGACUUCAGUAUUCCGUACUUCGCGGAAGCUGGUGUCGCGGAGAAAAUAGAGGUCAAGAUUGGCGAUGCCCGUGAAUCCCUGGAUAAGUUGGCAGCUGAAGGUGUCUCGUUCGAUAUGGUCUUCAUUGACGCCGAUAAAGCCGGCUAUUCUACUUACCUCCGCAAGGUGCUUGACCAUAAUCUUCUCGCAGCGGAGGGAGUUAUUGUGGUCGAUAAUACGGCAUACAAGGGUACACCUUGGGCGCCCGACCCGUCCUAUCACCUUGGCGCCGCAAUACACGCUUUCAAUCAAGACGUUAGGAACGAUCCCACAGUCGAAGUCGUCAUGCUCCCUAUCAGGGACGGCAUAAGCUUAAUCCGAAGAAAGGAGGAAUAG
Messenger RNA from Gloeophyllum trabeum ATCC 11539, 900 nucleotides. RefSeq names its product S-adenosyl-L-methionine-dependent methyltransferase. The transcript is spliced from 3 exons. The coding region runs from base 1 to 900 and encodes 299 amino acids. NCBI's taxonomy places the organism in Eukaryota, Fungi, Basidiomycota, Agaricomycetes, Gloeophyllales, Gloeophyllaceae. Gene Ontology annotation, molecular function: S-adenosylmethionine-dependent methyltransferase activity; O-methyltransferase activity. The record is from RefSeq and is a predicted model, not a curated record.